Messenger RNA from Labrus mixtus (cuckoo wrasse), 5821 nucleotides. RefSeq names its product ribonucleoprotein, PTB-binding 2 (gene raver2). Gene Ontology annotation, molecular function: mRNA binding. Gene Ontology annotation, cellular component: cytosol. The record is from RefSeq and is a predicted model, not a curated record. The transcript is spliced from 16 exons. The coding region runs from base 52 to 2766 and encodes 904 amino acids. Lineage: Eukaryota; Metazoa; Chordata; Actinopteri; Labriformes; Labridae.
UCUCUCUCUCACUCACUCACUUCCCUCACACUUUUCACUCUGCUACCCAAGAUGGCGGCAGCCCCAUCCAUCCAGCCGCCGAGCGUUCACUCUUCUCUAGCCGGGGAGAGCGCACUUUCUCCGGAGAUGGAUAGCCCUGAGAGCCGGCAGCCGGAGGAUGAGGAGGCAGCGGCGGCGGCGGCGGCGGGGGGAGCGGCAGCAGCAGCGGCGGCGGCGGCGGCAGCAGCAGCAGCAGCGGCGGGGGGAGCUCAGCCCGCAGACUCGGGGAUUAGUGUCCGGGACCUGCCGGACCUGGAGCCGGAGGAGAUCGAGAAGCGGCUCGCCAAAACUCGUCAGGAGCUGAGCAACAGGAGGAAAAUCCUGAUGAAGAACCUGCCGCCUGACACCACUAACCAGGAAGUCCAUGAAAUCCUGAAAGAAUAUGAACUCAAGUACUGCUUUGUGGACCGGAACAAAGGCACAGCCUUUGUGACUUUGCUGAACGGGGACCAGGCUCAGGAUGCCAUCCGCUCCCUCCAUCACAGCACUGUCCGCGGACGCCUGAUCAACGUCACCCUGCAGCCCACCGACUCCCUGCUCUGCCUCACCAACCUGCCCCACACCUACACCGCCCAGCAGUUCGAGGAGCUGGUGCGCGCCUACGGAAACAUCGAGCGCUCCUUCCUGGUGUACAGCGAGCUGACGGGACACUCCAAAGGAUAUGGGUUUGUCGAGUACAUGAAGAAGGACUCUGCUUCACGGGCCCGCUCUGAGCUGCUGGGACGACCAAUGGGCGAUCGCUCGUUGAUGGUGCAGUGGAUGGACGUCAACCAGCUGAGCCAAGAGGAGAACCUUCACUCCAAGUGUCUGUGUGUGAACCGGCUGCCGCUCGACCUCUGUGACUCUGAGGAACUGGCCCAGUACUUCUCUGAGACCUACAAACCCGUCUUCUGCCAGCUUGCUCAGGACGAGGGCAGCCCGGUCCGAGGCUUUGGCGUCGUGGAGUAUGAGAGUUCGGAACAGGCGGAGGCUGUGCUGAUGGAAAUGGACAGAACACUGGUGGGAGGACAGGAGGUUCGUCUGUCACUCUGCAGCCCCGGGACCUCAGGGAGAAGCACCCUGGCUGCACUCAUCGCUGCCCAGGGUAUGAUUCUGAGUAACAGGAAAGGCCUGCUUCCAGAACCCAACCUAGCCCAGCUGCUGACCAGUAUGACCAACCCUGCCGCCCUGCAGAUCCUCAUGAGACCGUACCACACUGGGAAAAGAGGAGGGAAGUACGGGCGUCACAGCAGCCUGCCGUUCCUCAGACCUCCUCUCACCACAGCUCUGCUCACGCUUGGAAAAGCACACCAGAACGCUAUGCUCGGUAAUGGACUUGUCCUCCAGAACCUCCUGCACAUGCAGCUUGCACAGCAGCAGCUUCUGCACAUCAAAGACAAACGCAUCAGCAGCGUCUCCAGUCUGCUCGGGGACCCGUCCAGGCUGCUGAUGCAGAAAGCUCUGUCUCUGCGUCCUCCGGGCCUCGUGCAGCUGGGGAAAGGUCUCCUGGGAGACUCGCCUACAGAGUUGGUACCGGAGUCGGUGCAAACGUCUACCAACAACGCCACGGUCGUUGUCUCAGCAGCAGGUGUGAUGCCGUACCUCCACGGUCGCGUGGGCGGAGUCGAUCAAAACAGCGGCCAUUUAAUCCCCGCAACAUCUUCUGCCACCUCCUCCUCCUCUUCUUCUUCCUCUUGCAUCACCACCUGUGACAGGCAGCCAGCUCCUCCUGGGACACUCGUGGGCUCCCAUCUGCAGGGACAAAGCUACUCCUUGGGCAUAAGUAACUCAGGCCUGGGCCCGCCUCCGCCCAUCCCCGCUAGAGGAGUGUACACAUCGACGGGGCAGCACAACGGCUCAGAUGGAUGCCACCUGGCUAGCAUGGUGGGCAGUGGUCAGAGCUCCUUGUUGGGCGAUCCUCCAAAAGAAGUCAGACUGCCCUCCAACCCUUACCUGAACCUCGCCAGUGUGAUGCCAGGAGUCGUUUUGCAAGGUUCAGUGGGGAAUAAAGCACAGGGUGGACAGCCCGGCUCAGGAAUGUACGGCAGCCCGGUUGCUCCCGUCGUCUCCCAAAGCUCUGGCUCCUACCCCCACAGCGGUACAGCAACAACCACAGCUCCUUAUACCACUGAUACCUCCACUGACUACAGCCAAUACAACCAGGCCUACACACAGGAGGCCAUGCAGCAGUGGUACCAGCACUAUCAAGCAGCACAAGCUCACACAUACAGCAAUGCUGCUUCACAGGACAGCACGGCCACAGACUACACCAAGGAGCACACUCAGGCUCCACCAGUCACAACCUACGGGGAUUACAGUUCCUACAUGCAGGCGGUCACUCAGUACUACUCACAACCUGCAGCAGUGAACCAAGCCUACGCCACCAAGGAGGUGGAUGUGUGUAAGCCUCUAGGAGUGUCUCUGCACGCGGUCAGUAACGGUGCCGCCCCUCCGCCGGCCGUCCUUCCAGCUGCUGCCGUGCUCCCGGCUUACAGCACCCUGCCUUUAAUGCCCGGCUUCCUCGGACCGCCGCACCCGGCCGGAGCCGCACCGAACCCAGUCACGCACCCACACACUGCCGCUACCGACUGGAACACUUACUACUACAACCAGACGAGGGGCCAUAAGAGAGAGUACCCUCAGCUGGCAGUGCAGGAAGUGACAUCAUCAGACGGUGCCUACAUCGGGCAGCACUCCCAGGGCCUGGGAGGCCAGUACGCCGACUACUUCAAGAGGAAGAGGCUCUAGUACCAACCAAACCUACUUUAAAGCUUAACACUUAUAGAGGGGAGCGUCUGCUGGAUGUCACAGCUCCCUCUAGUGGCCUUUCUGAGGUGGCCAAUUUUUGCAUCCCUACAGUAGGUAAUGAGUUUAUUAGAAGUGGGGAAUGCAAAUGGCUCAAGUGAAAGUAAGCCAUAGUGCUCUUUGAUUCUGGCACUUAUUUACACACACACACACUGACGCACACACACACACACACACACACACACACACACACACACAAACACGGUGUUGCUUUUGUCCUGUUCAAGCCUUAAACUCUUUAAACUUAAACUGUUGUUUCUCAGUGUGUCGACUGUACUUAACCUAAAUGAUCUUGUACAUGUUUUAUAUCACAAUGUAAACUUCAAUAUACUGCAUCUGUGCGUAUAAGCUGCUUUUGUAUUUGCAGUCAGGCGACCUGUGUGUCCGCCUGCUCAGCCUGUCUAUAGGACCUGUCUUACUCAGGUCUGUCUCCUUUGGAAAAAAGACAAAAUGUGUCUUUUGUUGUUGCUUUUAUUAGUCAGUCCAAACUGAAAUCUGUUUGUUCCCGCUUCAGUGUCUUCUCUCUCUUUUCCUUUUAUUGCCCCAGGUUCCUCUUUUGUACCUCCCCCGCAGAGAAUUAAGAGUGCGUGUGUGUUAGCGUGUGUUUUAAUGCGUGUUUAUUUGCUUUCUUUUUUUUCACUGUAGGAAGUGUCAGCCAUUUCACUCCCAUUGGUUUGGGAGCACAUCAGGAAAAACAAAAAAAAAAAAAAAAGGGCCUGAACCAAUCAAAGCCCUUUAUUGUGGUGACUAACAAUAGCUUCCCUUAACGAAUGGACCUUUGUGAAGGAGGAAAAAUCAAAGGCUGCUGUAAAUACAGUGUGUGUAAUACAGAAUAUAUAAAGCCAUGCGUAACAGACAAUAUCGUAUAUAUAACGGACGUUUCAGAGCUCGAGUGUGAGCGUGUUGCUCGACGUGAAUGAAAGGAGAACGUCGAUUAAGUGUCUACUUCUUUUGUCAAUCGAAACUGUUAUAUAUAUUUGUAAGAUAAUAUAUGAAUAAUAAUAAUAAUAAUAAUAAUAUUCCAACGCAAUUCAAGACAUUUCUAAGUAUUGAAGCAGAUUGUGUUGACUUUAAUGUAUUUUUUUUUUCUUGCUUUGGUUUUUGAACAUUGAAGCCAAAUACUGGGGCCCAGUGCUUUCUCUUCUUUUUCUUCUUCUCUUCAAUUUAACACCAGAGAGUGUGUUUUUUUUUGUGUGUGUGCGUGUGUGUGUGCGUGUGUGUGUGGGGGGGAAAGAGCUGUUGUGAUUGUGAGGAGAAGAAGAAAGAGGCUCUACUUCCAUUUCCAGCUGCCAUUAGAGCGUUAAGGUUUCAGACUGUGUGACGGUGUCCUGGAUUCAUACUACAUACUGAGAAGAAGCUGAUACUCUGAGUGUUUAGUAUCAGACAGUAAACAUGAUGUCAGUUUCAUUGUGAGGGGAAUGAAGACUGUUCUUGUAGUUCUUUUUUUAGAAAACUUUGUUACUUUACUCCAGGAACAUUUCUCUGAAAAGUUUAGAGAGACUUUAAAGUUAUUUUAAAGUCUACUUGAGUUUGCACAUUGCAUUUAUUUAAUCAUAAAAACAAUUCAAACUUUUUGUCCCUUUUUGCAUUCUUACUUCAAAAUAAUGUACACCAUGAAUCUUAGUGUAGAAUCGAUAUAAUCCUUGAAUGAUCCUGGAUUUUGAUUUCAAUUGUUUUGGUCUGUAAAAUGACAGAAACUAGAAACAACAGUCGAUCACUGAUCACAUGCAAAAGUCUGCUUUAGUCUAAAUCCUGAAAUCAAUGCAUUUCCUCUGACCGAGGAGCAAAGAAGACUGAACAUGUUCACUUUUAUAAAAGCUGCAAUCAGAGACAUUUGACUUCCUCUUACUCAAUCAAAGAGAACUGAAGGAGUUGUUGAUUGACUCGUGCUCGACAAACGGACGCUCAGCUGCAUACAAGAUUCAAAAUGUUUACUGUCAUGUGCACAGUAGGAAACAUGUUUCCCUGUACAAUGAAAUUCUUUCAAUGAAUGCCAACAAUAACAUAUUCAAAUUAAACAUAGCCAAAUAAAAAAAUAAUAAUAAUAAUAAUAAAAACAAUAAUAAUAUAUACAAAUAUACAAGAAAAUAAGGCAAUUUGAAGGCAGUAGAGUGUAAAUAGAAAAUGUAAACUGUGCAAAAAAAUGAGUGUAAUAUGUGCAAACUGAGCAUCUUCUUUACGGUAUGAAAUCAGGACACCGUCUUUAUCGGGUGAGGGGCUGUACGAUUUUCACAAUAAAAGAACGUGUGUGUGUUUUUCGACGGUGCUGAGAGAAUUAUCACACCGUCUUUUCUUUUUUUUUUUUUUUUGAAGUUGCCGCUGUGGGAAAAGGCGACUUAUCGUUUGAAAUCUUUUGCAGAGCUGAUUUUUUUUUUUUUUUUUUUUUUUGAAAAAGCUGCUUUUACAAAAGAACAGUGGAACGAUUUCUUUACUCGUUGUUCUGUUAUUGUUUUUUAAAAUCUAGCUUAUAGAGCAAAAGGCUGUGAACUGAACUAUACUUCAUGUCAAAGAGAUGUGUUUUGAUGUUGAUCACAAAAGGGGGGGGGCUUGUUAUUUUGAAACCACAGCUUGGACAUGAGGGGACGUCUCUUGUCUUAAAAGGAACAGGCAAUAAUAACUCCGGCUCCUUCUUCUACUGUAGAAAGAUGAAUGUAAAAAAAAAUGGUGUAAAUGUUUUUUUGCCUUUCACGCAGCGUUAUAUACUCUUACAUUGUGGCUCAAACACUUGGUAAAAUAGUUUUUUUUUUUUUACUAUUUGUACGUGUGUUUGCUCACGAUAUAUACCCCGAGUAGAAAUACCAUGCUCACACACUGUGAAACGCAAAUGCAGGUGAUAUCAGAUGACACACACACACACACACACACACACACACACACACAGCUCGUCCUGGGCAAAGAAAGAAACAUAACGCAGACACAAUAACAGAUGAGCCGAGAGUAUCUGUAUGCUUAUUAAGUACUAAUAAAAAUGAAACUAAGGGCAAUAAUUGUUGCUGAA